Messenger RNA from Adineta ricciae, 1557 nucleotides. Lineage: Eukaryota; Metazoa; Rotifera; Eurotatoria; Adinetida; Adinetidae. The record is from the annotation of a GenBank genome assembly.
AUGAGUCAAGACGAUAUACUUCAAUCGACUAAAUCGGUUAUUCAGGGUCUGGACGCUCUGAAGAAUGAACAUGGGAAAAUGCUGGAGAAUAUUCUUGGUUCGACGCAAAAGUUUUCCGCCAUGGAAACCAACAAAUUGGAGGAAAAGGUUGGCCUAUUGAGAAAAUCGAUGGAUAUGAUUGAAUUAGGAAUUGGUGAAGCGCAAGUAAUGAUGCAAUUAGGAAAUCAUCUACAAAAUUUAGAAGCCGAAAAACAUAAACUACGUACACAAGUCAAACGCUUAUGCCAAGAAAACGCUUGGUUGCGUGACGAGCUUGCUUCAUCGCAAAAGAAACUACACGAGUGCGAACAAACCAACGUUGCCUAUGCCGUAGAAAUCGAGCAUUUGAAGUUUCUCAAAGAUGUUAAACAGUUCGAUGUCGAUAACGAAAACUUAUCGUCUCAAACAACAUCAGGAACGAAUGGCAAUCAGCCGAAUAGCAAUCAAGAUCUGGUCAAUGAUCUAUUUCCAUCCGAUGAUAAUGAUAAUGGACAAGACAUUUAUGGUGAUCAACAGGACAUGAAUGGUGGUAAUCAAUCUGAUCAUUCGAAAAAGUUUGGUUCAUAUGCCGAUCUACUAAUGUCACAUUCACAAUCAGCAACCGGAUCAUUCAUUUCAACAACUGGCUACGAAAUUCCUGCGAGACUGAAAACACUACACAAUCUGGUGAUUCAAUAUGCGUCUCAAGGUCGCUACGAAGUUGCUGUACCUCUAUGUCGACAAGCACUCGAAGAUCUCGAGAAGACAUCUGGACAUCAACAUCCUGAUGUUGCCACUAUGCUGAACAUUCUUGCACUUGUUUAUCGAGAUCAAUCGAAAUUCAAAGAGGCAAGUUCGUUACUGAACGAUGCACUUGCUAUUCGAGAGAAGACACUUGGACCUGAUCAUCCAGCUGUAGCAGCUACAUUAAACAAUCUUGCUGUUCUCUAUGGUAAACGAAAUAAGUUCAAAGAAGCAGAACCGCUUUGUAAACGUGCAUUGGAAAUUCGAGAGAAGUUCCUUGGUCCUUCUCAUCCUGAUGUUGCUAAACAGCUCAACAACUUAGCAUUACUCUGUCAAAAUCAGGGCAAAUACGAGGAAGUUGAAACCUACUAUAAGCGCGCAAUAGAUAUCUAUACGAAAAGCUUGGGCCCCGACGAUCCAAACGUUGCUAAAACAAAGAAUAAUUUGGCGUCAGCUUAUCUAAAACAACAGAAAUACAAAGAAGCUGAGCAACUCUACAAAGAUGUGUUAACUCGCGCCCAUGAAAAAGAGUUUGGCGCGUCUCCUCAAGAUUUGUCGUCAUCAACAAAUGCAAGCGGUGGACCCUACGAUGCACAAGGCGGAUGGUACAAAACGAUACGUGCAGAUACACCAACAGUAACGACAACAUUGAAAAAUCUGAGUUUGCUGUAUCGACGACAAGGGCGAUAUGAAGCAGCUGAUACUUUAGAAAAUUGUGCGUCACGCGCACGAAAAGAUCCUCAAGCUCUUACUCAAGCGUUGCAACUAAUAAAACAAAGCAAUAGUCUAUCAUAA